Tribolium madens (black flour beetle) is the source of this 893-nucleotide messenger RNA. Its product is annotated as protein takeout-like. The record is from RefSeq and is a predicted model, not a curated record. Lineage: Eukaryota; Metazoa; Arthropoda; Insecta; Coleoptera; Tenebrionidae. The transcript has 4 exons. The coding region runs from base 114 to 860 and encodes 248 amino acids.
CUGUGUCAGUCAUUAAAUAAAAGUAAAUAAAUUGUUUAUUGUGACACUUUUAAAAUUUACUUAUAAAUAAAGGAGAAAAUUCAAAGUAUCUUCAUUUUGCGUUAUUUAUAAAUAUGAAGUGUGUUUUCUUCGGUUUAUAUUUUCUGUUUUGUGCAUCUUUUUGUAGUUGCACUAAAUUGCCUUCAAGUUUUCUAAAAUGCGACAAAAAUCAAACCAAUUUCCAAAAAUGCCUAAUAAAAGCCGUUACCAAUGCCUUGGCUCAGUUGAACAAACCAUUCAAAGAAGUUGGGUUACCAAACAUGGAACCAUUGGAGGUUCCAUCCUUGACCAUUGGGGCCGGAUCUGGGGCCGUCAGUUUCCAACAAAAUUACAAAAAUCUCAAAAUGUCCGGUUUCACCCAAACAACAUGCCCGAAAUUUGAUGUGAUUUUUCCCGAGAGUAAAAUUUCGAUGAGUUGUGCCUCUCCGGCGAUUACCAUGGAUUUCGAUUAUGACAUAAAUGGUAGAAUUUUACUCUUGCCGAUUUUUGGAGACGGUCCUGGAUCCAUAAUUUUGGAUCACAUUGGAGUGGAUAUUAUCUUCCAUUUUGAAGAAUACGAAAAGAAGAACAAAAAAUACUACAAAAUCAAAAGUACAGAACUUUCAAUGACCCCAAAUUUGAUCAAAUUUGAUUUGAAAAAUCUGUUUCAUGGAGAUAAAGCUUUGGGUGACAAUAUUCUCAAAGUUAUGAACGAAAAUUGGGAAGAAGUUUUCCGGGAUGUUAAAUCGGGAUAUGAAAAGGCCUUCGCCCAGAUUUUUACCUCGAUUUUUAAUAGAUUGCUCGAAAGAAUUUCAGUCAAUGAACUUUUUGGUGGUGAAUAAUUUUGAGUUUUAAAUAAAGAUUUUUUUGAAGAA